Micromonas commoda is the source of this 690-nucleotide messenger RNA. RefSeq lists its product with no specific name. Gene Ontology annotation, cellular component: mitochondrial inner membrane. The transcript has a single exon. Gene Ontology annotation, biological process: ubiquinone biosynthetic process. Lineage: Eukaryota; Viridiplantae; Chlorophyta; Mamiellophyceae; Mamiellales; Mamiellaceae. Bases 1 to 690 code for a protein of 229 amino acids. The record is from RefSeq and is a predicted model, not a curated record.
AUGCUGCAGAAGUCGCUCCUGUCCGUCGCCGCGGGGGUGGGCGCGGUGGCCUUCCCCCAUCGCGCCGAUCUGGUGGGCGCGGUGGGGGAGACGACCGGGUGGUACGCGCUCCGACGCAUGCGCGACCGCAUGCGACGCGACCCCACCGGCCGCGACAUCCUACGCCGGCGCCCCCGCAUCACCGACGACUUCCUGGAGCGGUGCCACGCCCUGCCCGAGGGCACGUUCGGGGGCGCCUACGCGAAGUUCAUGGGGAGGAGAAAGUUCAACCCCAACGACAGGCCGCCGGUGCGGUUCGUCGACGACGAGGAGCUCGCGUACGUGGCGACGAGGUCGAGGGAGGUCCACGACCUGUGGCACGUGCUGUUCCAGUGCCCCACGACGGUUCAGGGCGAGCUCGCGCUCAAGGCGCUGGAGUUUGCGCAGACGGGUCUGCCGAUGGCGGCGCUGGGAGCGGCGUUUGCGCCCAUCCUGCUCGAGACGAGUAAGCGAGAGUUCCUGUUCAACGAGAUGUACCCGUGGGCGAGGCGCGCGGGGGCGAGGGCGGCGGAUCUGAUGUGUCUGGAUUACGAGAACGAGAUCGGGACGGACCUGGCGGAGCUGAGGCACAAGUGGCGGAUAACGCCGGCGCCGAAGCAGCCGAAGCGCCCGAGGGCGAACACCGACGAGGACAAGGACGAGUCGACGUAG